CCCCGAAACUUAUUUUAAGACCUUGAAGCUCCCCUGCCCAGCCAAGAUCUGAUAACUCCCAACCACUACUUUUUUAUCUGAUCUUGUCUCUUUGCACGACGACGUCAUUUUGCGUGCAGCAUUCAAUUCAAUUGCGCGCGCUGCGAACAUUGAUAACGUGCCUUGAUUAUUAUUAUACAUUAUACGUACCUACACACUCCGCGCGACACUGUUGCCUCCUACCGCCAUCCUCGCGGCCCCUCCCUCCACUUCUUCUGUUCUACCAUUCCCAUCCCAUCCUAUCAAGCAAGCCACAAAAUGUCUGCCCUCAAAACCCUCUUCUGGAACGUCAAGACGCGUGACCGCAAAGCCUCCCUCUCAUUUACAAAAGCCCCCACGGAAGACAAAUUAUUCGAAGUCACAAACGAAGCCGUCGACGGGCCAGAGUGUCUGCAAGACUGCUCGACAUGCACGAUCAAAUACCCGGCCAAGUUCAGCAUUGACGAGACGGAGAAGCUGUACGGGCAUGUCAAGGGGUGGAGUACACACUUGAUUGUGGGCACGGGGAAGAGCGAUUGGGUGCGUGAUGUGGCGGAUGAGAAGGGUAGUGUGAUGGAGGCGGUGGAUAAGGGGGAUGUCAAGGCUGUGAAUGGGAAACUCAUGCUGUCCGCCUCGAAUAUGCCUCGCCCCGACCACUGCGACUACCCCAACAACACACACGAAACGCCCUCGACCGUCCUCCUUCUCCCUGCCUUCACCCUCAUCGACAACGUCACCCCGUCCACAGUCCCCGACCUCAUAACACAUUUCGUGAAUGCCGGACCAACGAAUACUACGCCACUGGCUCACAACUCUAUACCUGCUCUUCCAGUCGACUCGCCACUCAGGUCGCGUCCGUGUCCACACGACUACCUGAUCUUGCUGUGUAGCCAGAAAACACGCGAUGCACGCUGUGGACAAUCGGCGCCGCUAUUGCGGAGGGAGUUUGAGAGGCAUCUACGUCCACUGGGCAUGUAUCGUGAUUUGACAGACGAGAGGCCUGGUGGCGUCGGUAUUUACUUCAUUAGCCAUGUUGGUGGCCAUAAGUUUUCGGCGAACGUCAUGAUUUAUCGGCGCGCGGGCAUGGGGCGGGAGAGUGUGCACGAGCGGAAGACGUCGGUCGUGGAGGAGGAGAAUGCAGGGACUGCUACAAGCGAGAAUGGUGUGAAAGCUGUACCAGCUGUGACCAUGGGCGAAGAUGAUCCAAGUGUCGAGACGCCAGCGGUGGUAGAGGCGUCGAGAGAGGCCGGGCAGUGUAUCUGGCUUGCGAGGGUGCGGCCGGAGGACUGUGAGAAUAUCAUCAGAUACACGGUUCUCCAGGGUAAGGUUGUAAAGCCCCAGAGUCAGCUAAGAGGUGGGUUUGAUAGAGAAAGGCAACUUACCAGCUGGUAA
Messenger RNA from Pseudovirgaria hyperparasitica, 1410 nucleotides. RefSeq lists its product as uncharacterized. The record is from RefSeq and is a predicted model, not a curated record. Bases 298 to 1410 code for a protein of 370 amino acids. The transcript has 2 exons. NCBI's taxonomy places the organism in Eukaryota, Fungi, Ascomycota, Dothideomycetes, Acrospermales, Acrospermaceae.